AUGCCUUCUUUCAAAAGCAUUCGCAGGCAGGUCCUGUGGAAUUUGAACUCGAGAUACAUUUACGGGCGCUAUCCUCUCCUACACACCUUAGUAUUCAUCACCGAAUUAAUCAUGGUCUCCUUUUUGGUGUCCAAGUUCAACAGCUACUAUGCUGCGAGACCAGUGCUUACGACCAUGGUCACCAACGCCGUGCUUGGUGGUGUAGCCGACACUGUCGCCCAAACUCUCACAGCAGUCAGAGAACGUGCCGUUCGCAAACCUGGUGGCCCCGACCCCAAGAACGAUCGAUUGGCCAUUGAGAUUCAUGAGAUAGACCGCAGAAUCUCUGAGGAAGAGCUCAUCCCUGAUUCCAAGGUGCUGCCUCCACCGUUCGACUUUGAGAGAUUGACAAGAUUCAUGGCAUAUGGUUUUAUUAUGGCUCCCGUCCAACACAAGUGGUUCGGCUUCCUCAAUCGCAUUUUCCCUCUUGCCAAGGGAGCUGGCACCAGCGCAGCAGCAAAGAGAACCGCCUUUGACCAGCUUCUGUUUGCACCGGUUGGUCUCGGAGCCUUCUUCACUUUCAUGACUGUGGCAGAAGGAGGCGGCCGUAAGGAGAUUCAGAAGAAGUUCCAGGAUAUCUAUAUUCCUUCUCUCAAGGCCAACUACUUGGUCUGGCCUGCUGUACAGCUGAUCAACUUCAGACUUAUGCCGCGUCAGUUCCAGAUUCCAUUUGUGUCGACCGUUGGUAUUGCAUGGACGGCCUACCUUUCUCUGACCAACUCGGCAGAGGAGGCUUAG
This is a messenger RNA of Aureobasidium melanogenum CBS 110374, 777 nucleotides long. RefSeq lists its product as uncharacterized. Bases 1 to 777 code for a protein of 258 amino acids. Lineage: Eukaryota; Fungi; Ascomycota; Dothideomycetes; Dothideales; Saccotheciaceae. The record is from RefSeq and is a predicted model, not a curated record. The transcript has 6 exons. Gene Ontology annotation, cellular component: cytoplasm; membrane.